Molecule: messenger RNA, 1299 nt
Organism: Haliotis rufescens (red abalone)
Lineage: Eukaryota; Metazoa; Mollusca; Gastropoda; Lepetellida; Haliotidae
Product: serine-aspartate repeat-containing protein F-like
Exons: 2
Coding region: 1-1299 (432 amino acids)
Source: RefSeq, a predicted model, not a curated record
AUGUCAACCAGGCAAGCAGACUUCAACAAGAUAGACAAACAGAUGUCAACCAGGCGGACAAACAGAAAUCCACAAGACGGAGAAGAAGAUUUCAAUCACAUAGACAAGCAGAAGGGCAAGCAGACGGCUCAACAGAAGCAGACUCAGAAACAAACGGAAGUAGACUCAGAAGUAGACUCGGAAGUACACACGGAGGUAGACAUAGAAGUAGACACAGAAGUAGACACAGAAGUAGACUCGGAAGUACACACGGAAGUAGACAUAGAAGUAGACACAGAAGUAGACACAGAAGUAGACUCGGAAGUGCACACGGAAGUAGACACAGAAGGAGACUCGGAAGUACACACGGAAGUAGACACAGAAGUAGACUCAGAAGUAGACACAGAAGUAGACACAGAGGUUGACACAGAAGGAGACACAGAAGGAGACUCGGAAGUACACACGGAAGUAGACACAGAAGGAGACUCGGAAGUACACACGGAAGUAGACACAGAAGUAGACACAGAAGUAGACACAGAAGUAGACUCGGAAGUACACACGGAAGUAGACAUAGAAGUAGACACAGAAGUAGACACAGAAGUAGACUCGGAAGUACACAUGGAAGUAGACACAGAAGGAGACUCGGAAGUACACACGGAAGUAGACACAGAAGUAGACACAGAAGUAGACACAGAAGUAGACACAGAGGUUGACACAGAAGGAGACACAGAAGGAGACUCGGAAGUACACACGGAAGUAGACACAGAAGGAGACUCGGAAGUACACACGGAAGUAGACACAGAAGUAGACACAGAAGUAGACACAGAAGUAGACUCGGAAGUACACAAUGAAGUAGGCUCAGAAGUAGACACAGAAGUAGACUCAGAAGUAGACUCGGAAGUACACACGGAAGUAGGCUCAGAAGUAGACUCAGAAGUGGACUCGGAAGUACACACAGAAGUAGACUCAGAAGUAGACUCGGAAGUACACACGGAAGUAGACACAGAAGUAGACACAGCAGGAGACUCAGAAGUAGACUCGGAAGUACACACGGAAGUAGACACAGAGGUAGACACAGAAGGAGACUCAGAAGUAGACUCGGAAGUACACACGGAAGUAGACACAGAAGUAGACACAGAAGGAGACUCGGAAGUACACACGGGAGUGGGCAUAGAUGUACAAACAGGCGUAGACACAGAAGUAGACUCGCACAAAGACGAGCAUAGAGCGUUGUUUCCUAAACGGGUGCACGUGAGGGUGCAUAAUGUAUACACGGUGCUUGGAUUAUUUGAUCGGAUAAAUAAUAUUCUGAAACUCUGA